AUGGCUUCAGCACGGCGCGCUGCGCUCAAGCCGCUGCACUUCUUGGAGUCACGUGAUCCCGCGCUCCAGAAAGAAGGCGCUCUCCGGGUGCUAGAAAUUGGCGCGGGUGCAGGAGCCAACUUUGAGCACAUCACAAGAAAGAUUAAGUACACCAAUGUGGAUCCCAAUCCAGAGUUCUGCGGUGUCUUCUUCAGAGAGCUCAAGCGCUACCCAAAGAUUGAAUUGGAACGCUUCGUUGAGUGCCACGGGGAAAACAUGAACGAGCUUGAAGAUGAAGAAUUCGAUGUGGUUUUGUUCACGUAUCUCCUGUGCUCAGUUCAAGAUGGGAGGAAAGUCCUCGAGGAAGCAAAACGAGUACUCGUUAAGGGAGGCCAGCUGAUUUUCUUGGAGCAUGUCGCUCAUCCAGAACGGACAUGGCCAAGGCUCUUUCAAAGCCUUAUAACUCCGCUAUGGAAGAUCAUUGGUGCGAACUGUCAUCUUGACAGGCACUCCGCUAAGCUAAUAGAAAAUGCUGGAUUUUCUCAAGUCACCACUAAUUAUAUUUAUGUUGACAUGUGCAGUAUAUUGAGUUAUCAAGUUUAUGGUGUCGCUAUUCCGUAACACAUCAGAAUAGACAUAAUUGAUAACCUGUACAGGUCAAGAACAAGCGUCACCUAAACUCUCUGUGGUAAACAGGGAAACCGGUUGUGGUUUCGAAACCGGGAUCAAACAAUCUACUUGCUGCUUGAGAUGAACUGUUUUAUAUGACAAACUACUUGAGAUGAAAAACACGCAAUUUUAAUGCAUGCGCUCAACUAACAAUUGAAAGCGCUCUCUUUAUUUAUUGUUUCUAAUGCACCUACCAAUGGGCCCUUAAAUUCAUAGAUUGAUGAAGUGAUAAUAAACGGCUUGCCUAACGAAA
This is a messenger RNA of Dermacentor albipictus, 901 nucleotides long. Its product is annotated as thiol S-methyltransferase TMT1B-like. NCBI's taxonomy places the organism in Eukaryota, Metazoa, Arthropoda, Arachnida, Ixodida, Ixodidae. Gene Ontology annotation, molecular function: S-adenosylmethionine-dependent methyltransferase activity. The record is from RefSeq and is a predicted model, not a curated record.